Molecule: messenger RNA, 1197 nt
Organism: Asparagus officinalis (garden asparagus)
Lineage: Eukaryota; Viridiplantae; Streptophyta; Magnoliopsida; Asparagales; Asparagaceae
Product: homeobox-leucine zipper protein ATHB-13-like
Exons: 4
Coding region: 259-1011 (250 amino acids)
Biological process (GO): positive regulation of DNA-templated transcription
Cellular component (GO): nucleus
Molecular function (GO): DNA-binding transcription factor activity, RNA polymerase II-specific; sequence-specific DNA binding
Source: RefSeq, a predicted model, not a curated record
AAUGCAUUAUUAUCCAAUAAAAAUCUUAAAAAAUUGUGGUCAUGUUACUUCCAAAGGAUUAUACUCCUUACAAGAAUGAGGAGUCGUUGCAUUAUUAUAUCAUGAUCUUGGAUUCUUAAACCCUUUUCAGAUUGCUGACAACAAUCUCGGUAUCUAUCCAUUAAUCUCUGAGGAAAUUUCGACCUCAACAUACUACGAAUACUACUACAUAUUGAGAGGGUGUUCAUUCUAUUCUAAAGUCUUACUCCCCCUCUGAAUAUGGCUUGCAAUGGGAUACCCUCCUCAUUCUUCCCUCAAAAUUUCAUGUACCAAUUACAGUCUCAAAUGGAGGAGAGCCAUCCUUUACUCCCAAUUGCUACAAUGCCACAAGAUUUCAGAGGUAUUUUGAAAUCUCCUCUUUCUUUCGAUGAGAUGGGCGUCGAAGAUGAGCUCUCUGACGACUGUUCUCAAGCUGGAGAGAAGAAGAGGAGGCUGAAUUUAGAGCAGGUGAGGACUCUGGAGAGGAACUUUGAGCUCGGAAACAAGCUUGAGCCAGAGAGAAAGAUGGAGCUGGCGCGUGCUUUGGGGCUGCAGCCGAGGCAGAUUGCUAUAUGGUUUCAGAAUCGGAGAGCGAGGUGGAAGACAAAGAAGCUUGAGAAGGAUUAUGAUGAGCUUAGAAGGGAGCUUGAGGUUGUGAAAGAGGAGAAUGAUGCAUUGCAGGAACACAACAAAAAGCUCAAAGCCGAGUUAUUGAGCCUCAAAGGCAGAGGGGGAACAGAGCCAAUAAUCAACCUCAACAAAGAGACAGAAGGCUCUUCAAGCAACAGGAGUACUGAGAAUAGCUCAGACAUCAACUUGGACAUCUCAAAGUCACCACCAAACCCUAACCAAGCCAUAGCCUACCAAUUCCUUCAUUGCCCUAAGACUGAAAACGGAAUAGCCAUCGGCCAGGAGGAGAAUUUCUGCAACAUUUUCGGCGUUGAGGAUCAAUCGGCGUUCUGGGCUUGGUCAGAGCAGCAGCAUUUCCAUUGAUUCUGAUCAGUUCUAUCCAUGGAGUACUGUAAAAAUUUGAAGUAGAUUGAGAGGGAAUUGCAUGUGCUGAGAAAUUAAAUAAAGAGUCUUCUAUUUACUAGAGAGUGGUAAGUAACAGUAAUUAUGUAAUAAUCCAAAGUAAUACUUAUUGAUAAUAAAGGGUAUAGCUCCCUAUUAACUCCUGUA